GGCCAGCUUUCUUUCAUAACCAGAUGGCAAUAAAUACUUUCUUCAAGUCAGACUCAAAAUUUCCUUUUUGGAAUGCAGGGAACACAUCGUUGUGUGACAAUGGUUUAUCUCUCAGUUCUUGUUGGCUUUCUGCUGGUUUUAACAGCUGAGGCCAGAGUUGGCCCCUCUCGUGGGUCGUUCUGCACAGAAACAGCACAGUGCCUGCUCUUCAACCUGACAUGCAAGACUGACAAAUACGAGGUGCGUCACUAUGAGUCUGUGAAGUUGGUCACAACAAAUAAAACCGCCUACGUGAUGGAAAGUGUUGUUGUCUCGAUGUUCGGACAACUGUAUAAAUAUAUCACCGGUGAAAAUGAACAGGGCACAAACAUAGACAUGACCGCUCCUGUUAUCAUGAAAACGCCUACAAAGAAGUUUUAUGAAACUGGUGACUUCUCAAUGAGCUUCGUUCUGCCAAAUGAAYAUCAGAGGAAUCCACCUAAACCGACUCACAAUGAUGUUUACAUUGAAGAGGUGAAAGAAAUGAGCGUGUAUGUGACGAGCUAUGGAGGAUGGAUGUUAACAGCGUCUGACGUGUGGAAUUCAGAUAAACUCUCCUCUGCUCUUGACUCCCGCAAUGCCAAAUACAACAAAGGCUUUCACUACUCUGUGGGAUAUAACAGUCCAAUGACCCUGAUGAACAGACACAAUGAGGUUUGGUUUGUGGUUGAAGGUGACCCUGUGUGCCUGUGACCUGGUCCAGUGCAUCACCUGGACAUUGUGAGGACUGUGCAUGCAUCACAUGCUGCAGACAUUACAUGUGCUUUAGCUGCAUCUUGCCUGAAGUCACUUACAUAAAUACAACCUUCCUGUGAGCAUACAGAUGUAAAAUGUAUGUGAAUAUUAUUUCGUCUUUCUGUUUUAUUUGAUUGUUUAGAAUCAAUAAAGUAGUUUUUUGCUCAGA
Molecule: messenger RNA, 943 nt
Organism: Austrofundulus limnaeus
Lineage: Eukaryota; Metazoa; Chordata; Actinopteri; Cyprinodontiformes; Rivulidae
Gene: soul5
Product: heme-binding protein soul5
Molecular function (GO): heme binding
Source: RefSeq, a predicted model, not a curated record